This is a messenger RNA of Leptopilina heterotoma, 1876 nucleotides long. RefSeq lists its product as uncharacterized. The transcript has 2 exons. The record is from RefSeq and is a predicted model, not a curated record. Bases 489 to 1124 code for a protein of 211 amino acids. Lineage: Eukaryota; Metazoa; Arthropoda; Insecta; Hymenoptera; Figitidae.
UAUCUGGUAAAUUUUUUAAUUUUCGUAGUCGCCAUUUUGGAUUUUUUAAAAUCUGACUUCAAAUUCGGAUUCAGCGUCUCCAGAAACCGUAGUAAACCCGAUCGACACUUAAAUCGAAAUUUUAGUAUUUUUUUUUAGAUGGACAUAUAAAAUGACAAUCAAAAUCAUUUACAUUAUUAAUAGGAUAAUCCUACGUUUAAAAACUUGUAUCAAUAAUUUAAAAGCUUUUUUUAAUUUAAAUAUAAUAAAUUUUAUUAAUUUAAAAGUUUUGAAAAAAAGUUGUUCAAAUUGUGGCAACGUCGCAAGUUCUUCGUACACUUCAUGCAAGGUUGGUAGGACUGCUCUUUGCAUGUGUGUAUAUAUAUGAAUGUAAACACGUUUGUCAGUUAACCUCAAAAUUUCUUUUCUACAAUGAAAUAUUGAAUUUUUAAGAAGAAGAAGAAGACUUUAAGAAGAAGAAAUAUUGAAUUUCUGGCUUCUGCACUACCAUGGAAGUUCCAGUAAAUAAAAAUCAAGUGAAAUAUCGCUACAAAGGUCGAUUUAUUAAGAAAAAGAAUUUGGAUCAAAUUCAUGCCAAGUCUGCAAUUGGAAAAAGAAACAAAGGCAGAAAAGCUGUAGAUGUUAACAAUGUUAACUCUAUGGAAAACAAUCCCUCAAAUGUAAAGGAAGGAAUUCCUGACGGGAAUAGAAUUAUAAAUAUUCCUCACAUAGCGAAAGAAAUGCAAUGCAAAUUUUCUGAAUGUGGAGAGUAUCUUUCAUUUCAAUUUAUUGAAAGCGAAAGAAAAGAGGGCUUGGGUUCAGUACUGUCGAUUCGUUGCCAUAAGUGUUUAAUCCUAAAUGAGGUUACAACAAAUGAAAAAUAUAAAAAUGACAAAGGUUACCCGGUAUUUAAAAUAAAUACUACAGCUGUUCUAGGUGCUUUACAUGUCGGAAAAGGACAUUCUCAAACGGCCAAAUUUUUAUCAGUGAUGAAUAUUCCAUCAAUGAGUGAAGACACAUUUAAACGACACGAGAGAUAUUUGAUUCCAGCUGUAGAACAAGUAACCCAGCAAAGUAUGGAAGUUGCCAAGGAGAGGAAGUUGACUUUAGAGAAUAUUGAGGAGGUUAAAAAAUAUUUGUUAUAGACUAAAGAUAUUUACAUUUUUCAUAAUUUGGUAAUUGAACAAAGUUUCAACAAAUUUUGAAUGAAUUAGUUUAUACAAUUUUCGAAAAAAAAUUCCGUUCACUACUUAAAUAAAUAAAGAACAAUCCUUAAGAAUAUUCAUUACGAAUUACCGGUCUAUAUACUUCAAUUUACCAUCUUUCAAAAAAAUUACUAACUUUGCUGAAGUUUUUAAAGCCCAGAAAAUGAGAUCAAGGAUUCUCUAUAAUUUUCCUCUAUUCUUCAUUUAUUAGGCUUUAUUUUGAUCCAAGGAUCAUUCAAUUUGGUCCAUUUGUUCAAGAGAUACUAGGUUUUGACAAAGAAAAUUACCAAAUCGUACAGCGAUAGAUAGUACAUUUUAAUUAUUCAAUAACUCAAUGACAGAUUUUAUUAAUCAUCGGAUUCGUUUGGAACUCGUUACUCGUGAAUUUUGAAGGUCUCUGAUUACGAAUUUGAAGUCAGUUUUUGAAAAUUUAAAAUGGCGGAUCCAAUACGGCGGACACUUUUUUGAAUAAGUAAUUAAAUUCGCUUAAAACUGUUUAUAAGGCGGUUUUCUUGGUCGAUAAUUAUGAAUUUGAUAUUGGAUCCGCCAUUUUUAAGUUUUUAAUUUCGGUUCCAUACUCAAAAACUGAGAAACAAAUUUUAAGCGAUUUCCAUCAAUCUUUUUAAAUCAUUUUAGCUGAAAAAGAUUUCCAACAUGCUUUUUGAAUAAAAAACAUUUAUUUUUUAUAAUAA